UUAAAUAAUUAGCUUUAUUUCUUAAACGAUUUAUUAUGCUAACGGCGAACGGAAAAAUUCGUGGCAAACAAGUUCAAUGACCUGUUCUUUGUUCGUGAUAUAUUAGCUGAAUGUGAAAAAGGAUUAUAGAGAGAGCAUUUAUGUUUAACACAAGAGAAUAUGAUAAUAAUAAUUUAAUAUUUAAUAUUAGAAUAAUAGUAAAUUAAAUAUUAAUAUCGGUAUACAAUUUUUAAUACUGAAAUUCAUAAUAGUAAAAUAACAAGAAUUUUUAACGCCCGACGAAAUAUCAAUUAACCGACUAGAUAAUUAAAUAAUAUGAAGAACUAAGUGAUAAAAGAAUAUAAAAGUAAAGCUAUAAAUAUUGCAACAUCGAUAUGUUCAACUGUGUAGAAAAUUUUAAUUGAAAAAUCAAUUUUCUGACAAAGUGGAAACCAUGUGUGGACAUUUUAACGAUACGUCCCUGGUUUUCGCGCAUUACGAUUCAAUUAAUUUAUGUUGCAUUCCAUUUGAAGAGCAUUGCUGUCUGGAUACUUUUGCACAAGAGUUUUCCUCUCCGACGUUCAUCCACACCGCGAUGAAUCAACUUUAUCUCGUUGCGUAGCUUUUCUUUGUGCAAAUUAGUGUUUGUACAUUAAUUGUCAUCUUUAAAAAAGACGAUGCUAAAGAACGUCUUCGCGCGUGAUCAAACGUGGACAAAUGUAUAAAAAAGUAUUAAUUCGAUAGAAAUUAAAGGAUAUUAUUAAUACUAUUUAUUGUUCACAUUGCUAACAAAGCGGUAAUAUGAAAUAAAUUAUUAUAAUGAAGCUAAAAUUUCAUGGAAAUAUAGAGGUGUUUAUAUUGCAAAUUAUACUAAUUGAGUUAUGAGACGAAGGAGAGAGAAUAGGCCGUUUUAUCUUCAGAAACGACAUGAACAAUGAAGUGAAUCAUGAUAAAGGUGAAUAAAUAGAGAGAAAAAUUUAAAUCCGAUACAUCGUCAUCAAUAUUUAUACCGCAUAAAGUGGAAUAACACAGACAAAGGAACGAACGAUGGCAAACGGGAAUGAAUGAAUAAAAAAGACUGGAUUCGAUAGAUAUAGAUUGCGGAAUUUUGUUCUGCAGUUACGGGAAAUUUAACAGUGUAAAAAUGCACGUAAUAUGCAAAAGUAUAUGAAAUAUACAAAGUUCAGCAUCUAUCAUAAUAUUUAUUAAGUGCAAUAAAUUUGUAUUUAAGUUUUAUUCCUUUAAUCGUUUUUAUGAAAAUAAUUCUUCUAUUUAUGAUUGCCAUUAUUUAUAUAAAUAUUUGCAUGAAUAUCCGUCUGUCCGUAUAUAUAUAAGGAAAGUGAGAAGGCUUGAACGAGUGGAAAAUAACUUGCAAUUUCACAAGGAUUUUUAUGUAACUCGAAAGGAACGCGGUUUGAUGUCCUGUUGAGCUAAUGUAAGCAACGCAACGUGUUGGCGAAACACCAUGGAAAUCGAUCCCAGGGCGUGUGGCGUUUGCGAGCCUCGGAAAGGCACGCAACACAUUUUCAUUCCAGUGAUAAGCCUGAUAGCCUAGGAAUUGGAUCUUGGUUUUACGAUAAAAUGCAAUCUAGGUAAAUCACGAACAAACGACCGAACCGAUUUUAAUCAAGAGUAACAAGCAGCUGGCUGAUAAGUAGGUUUCCCUUGGUACACGGGAAGCUCAUUUUACGUCCUACCGGAACACGGAUGGAGGGACUAGGGUUGAUGGAGAAUUUUAACGAAGUGACGAUUAGUUUUGGUGUUUCUUUGAAUUUUCUGUGACACAAUGAGAGAUAGGACAUUUAGCUGAGAAAUAGAGAAAAAGUUUAAAUCGUGAGUCAUGGUGGAUAAAUUGCACGAAUAUGAGGGUUUCGCUGGCAGGGUGCACGAUGUUAGAGACAAGUUUAAAGAAAAAUGGGAGACGUGGAAAGAGUGGAAGAAUGGGAUACCGAUGGACCAGGGGAUUAAAGGGUUCUUGAAUCAUCUACGAGGACCACCCAAAUUGGAGAGGAGUUUGAAUGAUUACGCGCAUAUUUACAGAAAAAAGACACGAGGAGAAUUGGUACGAAUAUCCGCAGCUGUGAUGGGAAUCGAAUUUUCUUACGCCGCAGAAACAGCGUUUGUUUCACCGACUUUGUUAAAAAUCGGCGUAGAUCAUCAGCAUAUGACCCUUGUCUGGGCACUCAGCCCUCUCAUUGGUUUCUUCGUCACACCGAUUUUGGGAAGUCUAAGUGAUAGAUGCAGACUAAAAUAUGGAAGAAGAAGACCGUUCAUUCUAUUGCUGGCUCUUGGAGUUUUGAUAGGAUUAAUACUAGUUCCAAAUGGGGAAGAUAUGGGAUAUGCCUUCGGAGAUGUUCCAUCUACGUGGACCAACUAUACAGUUCCCUUAGGACAUCGAACUACGGCGAAACAUGCGAAAGAAGAGUCAGUGAAACCUCCAUCUCACUCUUGGGGAAUUUUCUUCACAAUCCUAGGCACAGUUCUGCUCGAUUUUGAUGCUGAUGCCUGCCAAAGUCCAGCCAGAGCUUAUUUACUCGACGUCACUGUACCUGAUGACCACGCUAAAGGUUUAAGUACGUUCACCAUAAUGGCAGGCUUGGGAGGAUUCAUGGGGUACGGACUAGGUGGAAUUAAUUGGGAUGCUACUACGAUAGGAGUUAUGUUAGGUGGACAUCUUCAUGCUACUUUCACUUUAAUUACGAUUAUUUUUGUUAUUUGUGUAUCCUGUACCAUUACCAGCUUCAAAGAAAUCCCAUUGGAAUUGUUGGAAAGUGACGAAUAUCGUCAGUUACAGGAACAAAAGGCAUCUGCUGAAGAAUCGGAGGAUCAGUCAAAGGAACAUGAAAAAAUCAUCACAGAUGAUUGUGCUUCUUAUGGCACCUUGGACAAUGAUCAAGAGAUUGCUACGAAAAAGGAUGAGUUUGCUCUGAAACCUCUUCCAGUUCAAGAACCAGAGAAAAGAGUUGGUCAAGUCCCUAUGAUACCAGAUAUACCCAUCCAAGACACUAAUUACGUUGAACAUGGUUUCGAUGAAAGUAUCGAAGGAAAUCCAAAAGCCACAUUAAGGGAAUAUCUUCUUUCUAUCGUAUAUAUGCCACACAGUCUUCGUAUGGUGUGCCUAACUAAUUUAUUUUGUUGGAUGGCACAUGUAUGUUAUUCCCUGUACUUCACUGAUUUUGUUGGGGAAGCUGUUUAUGGGGGAAACCCACAGGCUCCAGAAGGUAGCGAAGAAAGAGAAUUAUACGAAAGUGGAGUUCGCUUUGGAUGUUGGGGAAUGUCUAUGUAUUCAUUAUCAUGUUCCUGUUAUUCAAUGAUCAUCGAGAAGCUCAUAGAACGCUACAAAGCCCGAAGGGUAUACAUUUGCGGCCUGCUAUUCUAUAGCACUGGUAUGAUGAUGAUGGCGUUGACGAAACAUCCCGCGGGAGUGAUCAUAUUCUCUUGGACCGCAGGUGUUAUGUACUCCACAUUAUUCACUAUGCCGUAUCUUCUAGUUGCACAUUAUCAUGCUUCAUCAACAUUCGAGGUGACAGCCGAGGGUGAAGCCGUUCAAAGCGGAGGAGUGCGUGGUCUUGGCACGGACGUCGCAAUCAUCUCCUCUAUGGUAUUUCUGGCGCAGUUUCUUCUGUCCUGCUGCCUAGGAACGAUCGUCAGUAAAUCUGGGACCACUACAGCCGUUGUAUGCGUGGCUAGUACCCUCGCCGCCUGCGGAGCCAUUUCUGCAACACAGAUUAUGUAUCUGGAUCUUUGAAGUUCCUUUGGUAAAGAGACGUUAAUUAUUUUUAUUUUUAUAAUUUAUUAUUUAAAGAAUGGAUUUUAUAUUUAACUAAUUCGAAAUAAUAGCCCUGAAGGAAUUAUCGUAUUAUAUAUUAUGAUUUAUUAUUAUUAAUGGAAACUAAUUUAAGUUUAGAAUUUGAAUUAUUGAAAUUUAAAGGGAAGUGUCUUAUUUUUAUAUUUAAUUAACAAUUCCCUUCUAAAAUCACUUUUGAAAAAAUUAGACUGCCGCAGAAGUGAUCUAUUUUUCCUUCUUUUUUUCUUUUUCUUUUUAGUGACACUGAAAUAUUUGAAAUAUUUUUAUUCUUCAAAUUAAUACUAAAUUAUAGUAUAUAUUAUAUAUAUAUGUAUAUUAAUGCUAAAGAGAUUUUAUUACUCUGAUACUUUUGAAGUAGACUACACAUUUGGCUACGUUGAUUAUUUUUAUUUUUACUACCAAGUAUAAGAAGAAUAGUGCUGUCGUAAAAACUGUUUAAAACAAUAAUUGUUGCUAAAGUGAUGUAUACAUAUUGUGUGAUUCUCUCUAUAUAAAUAUCUGCUGUAUUAACAUUUCUACAUUUAUUGUUAUUAGCAUUAUUUACAUAAUGAAAGAGAAUUUCAAUGAUUUGGAAAGAUCUAUGAAACCUUGUGAUUAGGAAAUGUAAUAACAAUAUAAUAACGAUAACGAUGCACAAAUAAUGGCUCCGUGUAUCUACGAUACAUCGUACAAUUACGAUUCUAUAUAGUUUAAAGAUACUUGUAAAUAAAUGUAACUUGUAAAAACGUAAUAAAAUACGUAGCAUAAUCUAUACACGAAUGAAAAAUA
Bombus pyrosoma is the source of this 4555-nucleotide messenger RNA. It is a transcript of the gene lovit, whose product is annotated as proton-associated sugar transporter A. The coding region runs from base 1820 to 3727 and encodes 635 amino acids. Gene Ontology annotation, cellular component: membrane. Gene Ontology annotation, molecular function: sucrose:proton symporter activity. NCBI's taxonomy places the organism in Eukaryota, Metazoa, Arthropoda, Insecta, Hymenoptera, Apidae. The transcript has 12 exons. The record is from RefSeq and is a predicted model, not a curated record.